UUCAGGCUUUCACCGUAUGAGAGAAAGUUACACAGACUCCCGGCUUCUUUUGAUGAAGAUGUUUUUGAAGAACUUGCACAGUUCAUGGGGUCCAGAAUGAGAUCUUCUCAAGGCAGGGCAGGUUCAUCUUUUGUGUCAGGAGACGAAGCUAGAACGGCUCUUGCUGCUGCAAGAGCUCUUCCACCACCAUCUCGACCCUUCAAAGAUGAUGAAACCCCUCUCUCAGGUACAACGAAACAAUUGGCCAUAACAAGUGGGGUUGAACCUUUCUUCCAUGGCUCAAGAGGGGGUUUAUUAGGGUUAGACACACUCGUGGACGUUUCAGGAUCUUCAUCAUCUAAAGAGCUCCGUAGAAUAGGGAAGAUAAGAAUGACAUGGGAGGAAUCAGUGAGUUUAUGGGCAGAAGAAGGAGAAAUACAUAGAGGGAGAGUGAGGCUUCAAUCUUCUAGCUUUCUGAACGCGGAUGAACUCACUUGCUUUGAUGAGGCCAUGGUGCCUUGUCCUAUGGAAUAUUUCGAAGAUGGGCCUCUGAAAGGUUUUUCUGUUGACAGAUUCGUUUCCGGACAGCAAGUCAAAGUUUUUGGCAGAAGAAAGUCUUCCCCAGCCUCAGAUUCUUCUGGUUUUGCUGAAAGAGUCCAACUUCCCUCCAAAGCACUUCCCAUUAGAUCGAUUGCUACAUUGGAUUUUCGAGACCCAACAGAAUACUACAUGGAAUGUCUCUUACGUGCGUACCCACAAACCCUCCCAAGUCUCUACGAGUUAAGGCGCCACCUACAAGAGCCACCACCGGAAGACCUACGUUUUCCUCUCCGAAGAGAUGUGUACGAGGAACUUCCCCAAGGGAAGGAACUCUUCUUCACAACCACACCCGAGCCCUUGGACUGCAGAACCAUAAUGUACGACAUCGUGGGCCCCAUUAUCCGCAUCCACAACCCUAGCCUCUCCCUCGCUGCAUCAUCCAGCCGCGACUCCUUCAUCCCCCUCUGGGACGAGUGCAUCAACCGCGUCAUCCAAAAGUUCUGCCCCGAAGAACUCACCCUAAUACGAAAACCCACGUCACCGCCACCAGAAUCGACGAACCAGUCCAUGUUGCAAGACCAAUGGCCCAACGUAACCGGUUUCGUCAACAAUUACUGUCUCUGGAGAGGCGAAGAAACGCACCAGUUGAAAGAGUCGCAACCCAAUCCAUCAACGACGUUAGUAGGGAAACUCAUGUGGACAUACAUGGAUCUUCCGUACAUUCUCGGAUACUACGCGGUGGCCAAUACUGUGACGUUUUGCGCGCUGAGUAGGUCGCAGGAUGGAAUAAUCAACCGCACCGAUUUACACGAAGUGAACUUGACCACCCCGGUGGAAAAGCUGAAGGCUUUGGUUCCGUGUUUCAGAAUAGGAUUGUUGUUAGCGUUGUUGAGUAAGCGUUGCGCGAGUAUAAGCAACUGCAAGGGAUUUACAUACAGUGAUUUCGAGAGGGUUUGCUACGGUAACGGGGUGGUGACGGAGGUGACGCCGAGUACGUGCACGAGGGUGUUUAUGGAGAAGCGCAAGUGGAUGGCGGUGAAGGAGGUUUAUGAGAUUCUGGACCACAGGAUACCGCAUGCAGAGGUUUUGGUGGGUUUUUCGGAGAGGGAACUGGGGUUGUCGUUUAAGCCAAGAGGCUGCCGUGUGAAGCCGGGAAACUGCGAAGAGUUGGUGGAGGCAUUGAAGUUCGUGACGAAGGCGAUGGUGGCUUUACACGACCUGUCGUUCAUGCAUAGGGAUUUGAAGUGGGAGAAGGUGAUGCGGCGGAGGGAUCGGGAGGAGUGGUUUGUGUGCGGGUUUGACGAGGCGGCGGGAGCACCGGAGCUGAAGGGACACGUGUCAGGGACGCGUGGUGGGCACGCGCCGGAGAUGGAACGGGGGUUGCAUGGGGUGAAGGUGGAUGUUUGGGGAGUGGGGAACUUGAUUAGGACGUGUGGGUUGGGAGGGGUGCCGAAGAUGCUUAGGGAGUUGCAGAAUCGGUGCAUGGAGCAGAACCCGGAGCAGAGGCCCACGGCGGCGGACUGCUACCACCACCUGCUGCAGCUGCAGUCGUCGCUGUCAGCCGCCGCCGGGGGAGUCAUGAUGAUGUGAUUGAUGAUGAGAAUGGAAAGGCAUUGUUUGGUUGGUUGGUUUUAAUUUAAUGUGACGAGAGAAUAAUUUCGUUGUUGGUCUAGGUUCGGGUCGGGGUUUAUUAUGUAACUUUUUUGGCAUUGGAUAUUAUUUGAUUUGAGAAUUUGAGAAUUUGAAAGGGAAAAUGAUUUUUUUUCAAAUAAUGUUAUU
Messenger RNA from Vigna umbellata (rice bean), 2298 nucleotides. Its product is annotated as Protein kinase superfamily protein. The record is from RefSeq and is a predicted model, not a curated record. Lineage: Eukaryota; Viridiplantae; Streptophyta; Magnoliopsida; Fabales; Fabaceae.